UCAGGCAUGGCUCUUGUGAAUACAUGCAUCGUGCUUCCACUCUUGUUCCUGGCUACAGAGGCGGUGGAGAAGCGACAGUCAGGUGGAAAAACUGAGGCGGAAAUUCACGCUGAUUUAUUAAAGGAAGCCUGUCAUAACAAGCCAUUGGAUCUUGUCUUCAUCAUCGACAGUUCCCGAAGUGUACGCCCGUACGAUUUUGAAAAGGUGAAAGAAUUUCUAAUCACUAUGCUGACGUUCCUGGACAUUGGCCCAGAUGCUACCAGGGUGGGUCUGAUACAAUAUGGCAGCACAGUAAAAAAUGAGUUUUCCCUGAAGACUUACAAAAAGAAAUCUGAUAUUGAACGAGCAGUGAAGAGGAUGAUGCACCUUGCCACUGGAACCAUGACGGGACUGGCCAUUCAGUAUGCCAUGAACAUUGCCUUUUCUGAAACUGAGGGGGCCCGCCCAUCAUAUAAAUUUGUUCCAAGGAUUAUCAUGAUAGUAACUGAUGGCAGACCACAGGACCCUGUAGCUGAAAUUUCAGCAAAGGCAAGGAACUCUGGGAUCUUAAUAUUUGCUGUUGGGGUGGGUCGGGUAGAUAUGGACACUUUGAAAUCCAUUGGAAGUGAGCCACACGAGGAACAUGUCUUCUUAGUAGCCAAUUUUAGUCAGAUUGAAACGCUGACGUCUGUCUUCCAGAAUAAGCUUUGUGCCCCUCAUUUGUGUUCCACGUCUGAACAUGGCUGUGAUCACUUUUGUAUCAAUACUCCAUUCUCAUACCUGUGUAGAUGCAAGCAAGGAUACAUCCUG
Molecule: messenger RNA, 789 nt
Organism: Staurois parvus
Lineage: Eukaryota; Metazoa; Chordata; Amphibia; Anura; Ranidae
Source: the annotation of a GenBank genome assembly